Molecule: messenger RNA, 2500 nt
Organism: Lepus europaeus (European hare)
Lineage: Eukaryota; Metazoa; Chordata; Mammalia; Lagomorpha; Leporidae
Gene: ZSWIM3
Product: zinc finger SWIM-type containing 3
Exons: 2
Coding region: 1-2073 (690 amino acids)
Molecular function (GO): zinc ion binding
Source: RefSeq, a predicted model, not a curated record
AUGGAGCUGGGCAGCUGCUUCAAGACCUACGAGGACUUCAAGGAGUGCUUCAGCGCCUACAAGAAGGAGAACAGGUGCUCCUUCAUCCUCAGGGACUGCGUCUCCGUCCGCUUCCACAACCUCAACCACGGCACCUCCAUCCGCGAGGACGUCCUAUAUAUGCAGGUGAAAUUUGUCUGUAUUCGGACCCAAUCAAACAGGAAGAGAACACGGGAGGCGGACACGUGCCCGGCCUACUUGCUCCUGCGGUACAACGAGAGUCUAGAUAGACUGUUUAUCAGUGAAUUGAACACCCAGCACAUCCAUGUGGACCCCAAAGCCGCUGGUCAUGGAGAAGAUAGCACUGGCAAGCCGCACAAGACCACGUGCCUGCAGAAACUCCAACCCGUGCAGCCUGCAGCCGAGGAAGACCCUGCCAAAGCAGAGAAGUUGCCAGUCGAACCAUCAUUUUGCCUGGAAAAGGUGCAAGUGCCCUCAAAACCAGAGCAGGAGGGCAUCACUCCUUCUGACCUGGCCAAGAUAGCAAAAGUGAUGAAGAACUUCCUGAAGGUAGAUGAGGGUUCCAUGGCCUCCUUCAGCGUGGGCAACAACCAAGACCUCGACCGGCUCAGCUUCCAGAGCAGCAAGAUGAGCGACCUGUUCACCCGCUUCCCCGAGAAUCUCCUGCUGCACCGAGUGGAGAACAGCCGGGGCCACAUCCUCUACGCCUUCCUGGUGGAGAACAAGGAGCGCGAGGGCCGAGUGGUGCACUUCGCCAUGCUCAAGGCGGAGUCGGCCACCUCUGUGGCCAAGAUGCUGAGCACCUUCACGGAGUUCAAUGCCGACUGGCCCAAGGUCAAGGUGGUCUUUGUGGACCCCUCGUUCCCCUACCGGGCCGUCCUCCAGGAGAUCUUCCCUGCUGCCCGCAUCCUCCUCUCCAUCUACCACACAACCCGCCUCUUGGAGAAGAAGCUGCAGCGCAGCCCGGCAAAUGCGUCCUUCAAAAGGCUCAUGAAGGAGGCCCUGCGGGAGGCUGUGUUUGUCACGUCCGAAGCCAGCCUGAAAAAUCUCUGUCAGAUGUCCCAAGCCCUCCUAGAUGAGGAUCUCUUUAGCUUUCUGCAGGCCCAUUGGUUCUCUUGUGAGCUGCUGUGGUACAUGCAUGUACGGAAGGGCCUGCACGCGUGCAACACCUACAUGGACAGCCUGGACAUCGUCACCAGCAAGGUGUCCAGCCUCUUCCGGGAGCAGCAGUCCCUGCUGGACUGCAUCCUUCGCUUUGUGGAUUACAUAGACUUCUUUAAUACCAAAGGCUUGAAGAACCUGCCCACGGCUCCUCCCAAGUUAAAGAGACCGCGGCCUGCAAGCAUGCCGCCCAAGUCCAAGAAGGCCUUCAGAGUCUGUGGAGGGGGCCUCGGCAGGCUCCCCGGGGAAGGGGUGGAGGCGGAACCGCAGCAGGCUCAGGCGCAGCCCUCCCAGGGCGGCAUGCUGGAUACUCUGCACCAGAGCGGCUCUGAGCUCGCCUACAAGCUGUGUCACAACGAGUGGGAGGUGGUGCAGAACUCCACCCACCUGGUGGACGUGGCCGGCUCCUCGGUGGACGUUCAGCUGCUCGAGGACUCUCACCAGGUCAGCAAAGAUGGCUGUAGCUGCAGUUGUUCCUUUCAACAGUGGUACCACCUGCCGUGCCGGCACAUCUUGGCCCUCCUGCACACCAGCCAGCAGCCAGUGGGUGAAGCCAUGGUGUGCCGCCGGUGGCAGAAGAAAUACCAGCACCUUCUUGGGCCCAACGGGGAGCUCCAGGACCGUGGAGUGCUGCCGAACACAGGCCAGCCUGAGAGGCAGGGGCGGGGCAACAUGAUUCAGGACCUAAGCCGGGAGCUAGCGAACCUGCUGAUGCAGACUGAGGGCCCAGAGCUUGAGGAGCGCUACUCCACCCUGCGCAAGAUUGUGGACAUCUGGGCAGACCCCUGUCAGCCGCCUGAGUGCACGCAGCAGCCGGGAGACUUCCGGGACGUGGGGUGCCUCCCCUUCCUCUGGGGAAAGCUGGAGGAGGGGGAGGGGCUCCCUGCUGCUGAGGCCAUGAUGCAUGAUUGAAGCACGUGCACUGGCGCGUUGGACCACACACUCCUCUCCUUGGAGACGUGAGGCUUCAAAGAGGGCCACGGUGCUAGGGAGCAGCAUUUAACCAGUGUCUCCCUGGGUGUGGCAGUGGGAAGGAGCGCCCCACCAUGUGAUAGUCCUUUGUGUCCCCCUUCAGCCCUACCUUUGGCAUUCCGUGGGCACCUCAUUCAUUGUUCAAGGCCAAAGUUUUCUCUGUGUUGAAAGGUCACCGCUCGUCUGCCCUCAACCGCCGCGAUCAGAUCUUAGCUGCCCUCUAGGGAUGAACCCUGCCCCAGGACAGGGCAAGACAGAUGGGCCCGGAGAAGGGGCUUGUCUGCCGGACAGAGGGAAGGAGGGUGGUCCUUGACUGUUGCUGCUGUUUAUGAAGAAUCUGUUAUUUGUAUCUAUUUUUAUUCAUAUU